GUGGCUGACUCAGGGGCUUUUUUGGGCUCAGAAUGGAGGGGUGCAUGCUGAUUGUGAGCAUGCAAAAAAGAAGGCUAAAACGAAGUCACCACUCAAAGGUGGGAACGAUAGUGGAAAAAACCAACUGGGGAAGGGGAGAUGCAGUUAAAGACUUGAUGCUUCGCUUUCUGGGUGAAAAAGCUGCAGCAAAGAGACAAGUCCUAAAUGCCGACUCAGUGGAACAAUCUUUUGUUGGAUUGAAACAGCUAAUCAGCUGCAGAAACUGGAGGGCAGCAGUGGACCUGUGCGGACGUCUCCUCACAGCCCACGGCCAGGGCUACGGCAAGAGCGGGCUGCCCACCAGCCACACGACAGAUUCACUGCAGCUCUGGUUUGUGAGGCUGGCACUACUAGUGAAGUUGGGCCUUUUCCAGAAUGCUGAGAUGGAAUUUGAACCCUUUGGAAAUCUUGAUCAGCCAGAUCUUUAUUACGAGUACUACCCACACGUGUACCCUGGGCGCAGGGGCUCCAUGGUCCCCUUCUCGAUGCGCAUCUUGCACGCGGAGCUUCAGCAGUACCUGGGGAACCCACAGGAGUCGCUGGAUAGACUGCACAGGGUGAAGACCGUCUGCAGCAAGAUCCUGGCCAAUUUGGAGCAAGGCUUAGCAGAAGACGGGGGCAUGAGCAGCGUGACUCAGGAGGGCAGACAAGCCUCUGUCCGGUUGUGGAGGUCACGUCUGGGCCGGGUGAUGUACUCCAUGGCAAACUGUCUGCUCCUGAUGAAGGAUUAUGUGCUCGCCGUGGAGGCGUACCAUGCGGUUAUCAAGUAUUACCCAGAGCAAGAGCCUCAGCUGCUCAGCGGCAUCGGCCGGAUUUCCCUGCAGAUUGGAGACAUAAAAACAGCUGAAAAGUAUUUUCAAGAUGUUGAGAAAGUAACACAGAAAUUAGAUGGACUACAGGGUAAAAUCAUGGUCUUAAUGAACAGAGCGUUCCUUCACCUCGGGCAGAAUAACUUUGCAGAAGCCCACAGGUUCUUCACAGAGAUCUUAAGGAUGGAUCCAACAAACGCAGUGGCCAACAACAACGCUGCCGUGUGUCUGCUCUACCUGGGCAAGCUCAAGGACUCCCUGCGGCAGCUGGAGGCCAUGGUCCAGCAGGACCCCAGGCACUACCUGCACGAGAGCGUGCUCUUCAACCUGACCACCAUGUACGAGCUGGAGUCCUCGCGGAGCAUGCAGAAGAAACAGGCCCUGCUGGAGGCUGUCGCCGGCAAGGAGGGGGACAGCUUUAACACGCAGUGCCUCAAGCUGGCCUAGCUGCCUCCAGCAUACUAUGUCAGAAUGACUCGGGUCUUUGAAACUGUGUCCAUGAAGCUAAUGUAUUAAUGUGACACGGACUCAAUAAAACAGCUGCUUCACUGGUG
Messenger RNA from Mandrillus leucophaeus (drill), 1402 nucleotides. RefSeq names its product trafficking protein particle complex subunit 12. The record is from RefSeq and is a predicted model, not a curated record. NCBI's taxonomy places the organism in Eukaryota, Metazoa, Chordata, Mammalia, Primates, Cercopithecidae. The transcript is spliced from 11 exons. Gene Ontology annotation, cellular component: Golgi apparatus; TRAPP complex. Bases 33 to 1295 code for a protein of 420 amino acids. Gene Ontology annotation, molecular function: protein binding.